AACAACAAGUCUCUGAGGAGAAACCCUUUCACCGGAUUCUUUCUUUCUUCUUCUUCUUCGAAAGAAAGAAAUGAUGGAGGAAGGGCCAGGGUUUGGAUUCCGUCCGAACAACGAUGAGCUCGCGGGUUACUAUCUCCUUCACAAAAUUCUGGGAAACCAUAAUCUCGUCGACGGAGUCAUCAAAGAGAUCGUCAACAUCUGCAGCUUUGAUCCUUGGGACUUGCGCUUUCACUCGAAGAUCAAAUCGAGCGAUCUUAUAUGGUAUUUCAUAUCUAGAGAAAACAACGGGAGUAAACAGAACAGGACGACGCGUUCCGGGUACUGGAAGCUUACCGGACUACAAGUAGAUGUCAAGGAUCAGUGGGGACACUUGACUGGUGUUCGAGGUAAGAAGAUUGGUCACAAAAGGGUUUUGACUUUCCACAGUUGGAACAAUCAGGAAAGCAGCAGCAACUCUUCUGAGAAUAACAAGUCAGCAGCUUGGGUGAUGCACGAGCUUCACUACACCCACACCGACUUGCCUGAACACAAGAGGAUGUCAUAUGUCGUAUGCAGACUGGAAUAUAAAGGUGACGACGAAAACAUCCUAUCUGCAGAUCCCACUUUCGCUCCCACUAUGGCCAAUAGUGCAAACUCUGUGGUCGAUCAAGGGAAUUCAGGAUAUAACAACACUUUUGCCGAUUAUCAGGACCAGCAGUUUGGCGCAAUCUUGGAGUAUGCUUUACCAAAUCAAAGCGAUUGGAAUCAGGACGACCAGCAGUAUAGGGAUUGGCAUACACAAAAACAGCUUGAAUAUUUGGAAACGAAACUUAUGGAAGAUCCCAGCCGUCACCGCCCUAAAAAGCCACUCAGUGGGACUAAUGAUAGCAUGAGUGAUAGUGACACUGACUCAAUGAAUGGGAGAGACGCUUGGAGUUCGACAGAUAGUGUUGGUAGUACAGAUGCACCAUACCAUACUCCUAAAGAUGAUACUCCAUCGCUGAGUGAGCCUUUGUACAAUCGCGAGGCACAAGAGCAACCAAAGCAGCUGGAGUUGCAGUUGCAGGGCAAAGAAAAGGUGAUGAAUAAGCAGAAAAGCGAAUGCGAGUUUAAGAUGGCUCAAGACUUGAUCAAGAAGGCUCCAUCCCCUACUGCGGUGAAACAAAGCUGGAUUGUUAUGGAGGAGAUGAGUCAUAGUAAUCCACAAUGGAUCUAUCUCAAGAUCAUGAUCAUUCGCUUCUUAUUGUUAUGGAAGAGAUGAGUCAUAGUAACCCCACACUGGAUCUUGUUUUCUGUUUUUUUUUGUGUGUUUUUUUUUCUGUUUUUUAGCUCGGAAAAGUCGGAAGUUUGUGCGAUUAGUGUGGAGAAGAGAGAGAAAAAAAAAAGAGAGGUAAAAAAAUAUGCAGAGAAAAAAGAAAAGAAAAGAGAGGUAAAAAAAAUAUGUAGAAAAAAAAGAAAAAGGAGGUAAAAAAAUUAUAUAUAAUUUUGUGUGGUGUAAUAAUAGAUAAAACGAUUUUGCAUUA
Messenger RNA from Raphanus sativus (radish), 1502 nucleotides. Its product is annotated as NAC domain-containing protein 1. Gene Ontology annotation, biological process: regulation of DNA-templated transcription. NCBI's taxonomy places the organism in Eukaryota, Viridiplantae, Streptophyta, Magnoliopsida, Brassicales, Brassicaceae. The record is from RefSeq and is a predicted model, not a curated record. Gene Ontology annotation, molecular function: DNA binding.